Vicia faba (fava bean) is the source of this 912-nucleotide messenger RNA. Lineage: Eukaryota; Viridiplantae; Streptophyta; Magnoliopsida; Fabales; Fabaceae. The record is from the annotation of a GenBank genome assembly.
AUGAAGAAUAGGAUUUCAACUUGGAAAGGGAAGCUUUUGUCUAUAAGGGAUAGAAUCAUGUUGAUCAACUCGGUCCUUAAUUCAAUUCCAAUAUAUUAUCUUUCGUUCUUCAAAAUUCCAAAGAUUGUAUUAAAGAAGCUUAUAAGAAUUCAAAGAGAAUUUCUUUGGAGUGGUGGUUUGGAGAAGAAGGGGAUAGAGGCAUUGUGGAGACCGAUUUUAGAGUAUAGGUAUGGUUGUUUGGAAGGAGCUGUCCUUGGGAGAAUUACAGAAGAAUUGGUAAUGAAAUCCUCGUUAUGGUGGCGCAACAUAGUUGUUUGUAGGUCUGAAUGUGAGACGACAUAUUGGUUUUUGAAUGGUGUUGUAUGCAUUCUAGGUUCGAGGCAAUCAAUAAAGUUUUGGCAUAACAAUUGGCUUGGUGGUAUACCGUUCAAGGAGGUCUUUCCGGAUGUGUUUGGCUGGUCGAACAAACAAGGCUCAACAAUUAUGCAAAUGGGAGAAUUUCAAAUUAACAACUGGGUGGGAUUAGUCAGGAGAAAGGUGAUGAAGAUAAAUACAAAUGGUUCAAAAGCGAUAAUGGCUCGUAUUCGAAUGGUUUGGAAUGAUAUAGAAACAUGGCUUGGUGUAGCUCUGGUAGAUUCAACAUGGGUGGUGGAGCAUAUGUUUUCAUUUCAUAGGGUGUUGGGUGGGGCGGUUAAAGAGAAUAAGAAAUUGUUGGUUUGGCUUGCCACAGGGUGGGUGUUAUGGAGCAUGAGGAAUGAUAUCCAAUUUAAUUCGGUGGUAUUUCAUGUUGGGGAGGUAGUGCAUAGGGCUAAGUUGCUAUCAUGGUUAUGGAAUAUGUUAGGAAUUCCGAUAAAAGUUACGUGUAAUUUUAUGUUAUGGAGUCACUGGCCGAUUGAUUUCCUAAACUAUUGA